ACAGGGAAGGCGGCGCCGGGGCCGUGCGGGGCGCGGUGCCUGCCCGCCGCCCGCCCGCCCGCCGCCGCCGCCGCGUUCCUCCUCGCCGCCCGCCGCGCUCCAUGGCGACCCCCAGCCCCUGCAUCGUGAUUGGCGACGAUGAACAAGGUUAUGACCUGGACUUGUUUUGCAUACCUAAACAUUAUGCAGAUGAUUUGGAAAAAGUCUAUAUUCCUCAUGGGCUCAUCAUGGACAGGACGGAGAGGCUGGCACGAGAAAUCAUGAAGGGCAUGGGAGGACACCACAUCGUAGCACUCUGUGUACUCAAGGGUGGCUAUAAAUUUUUUGCUGAUUUAUUAGACUACAUCAAAGCGCUGAACAGAAACAGUGACAAAUCGAUCCCCAUGACUGUGGACUUCAUUAGGUUGAAGAGUUAUUGUAAUGAUCAAUCAACUGGAGAUAUAAAAGUCAUUGGUGGAGACGACCUUUCAACCUUGACUGGAAAGAAUGUUUUGAUUGUGGAGGAUAUAAUUGAUACUGGUAAAACAAUGAAAACGUUGCUGUCUCUACUUAAGCAGUAUAACCCAAAGAUGGUGAAAGUAGCCAGUUUGUUGGUGAAGAGAACUCCUCGAAGCGUGGGAUAUCGGCCAGACUUUGUUGGCUUUGAAGUGCCAGACAAAUUUGUUGUGGGAUACGCCCUAGAUUACAAUGAAUACUUUCGAGAUUUGAACCAUAUCUGCGUGAUCAGUGAGACGGGGAAGCAGAAGUACAAAGCAUGAAAGCACAGUUCAAGUGCUAUGACAACAGAGCUUUGAAAUGUUUUGUUUACCAAGUCCUAUCUUUCACAGGCUUCAGCUCUGGUACACCUGCUAAAAUGGUAGAACUCCCCAGCCCCAUUGUCAUACGCUAACUAUAAUUUAUUGCAUGUACAAUAUAAGAGCUUGUCUUGUUCAUUUAUAUUUUAGAAACAUAAAGAACUAGUGCAACUCUGCACUCCUUAUUUUGAUUUGCACUAUGACUCUACCGACUCUUGCUGCCCCUGGUUGGGUUGUGCUGUUUGGGCACUCCAGAGUCUAACUCUCGCAGUCGUAAAUUGCUUAAACCUCAUCAACCCAGAACUGAAAUAGUUCAAGUACUGUAAAUGUAAAACAUUUUAUGAUAGGGAAGUCUAUUAGUAAUAUUUUUGAAAUCUGUAAUUUAAGUUUUAUAUUUUAAUGCACAAAUGUGAUUGUGAUUAAUGGAUAGUUGUACCUUUGAGUGUUCUAAAGCAUGCGGAGCAGCUGGUUACAGUAUCUGUAAUCUCCAAGGAGCUCAUUCAGUUCUUCUGGAGUUGCCUUAUUGCUGUAAAGGAAGUCUGGGUGAAAAAUGUCUUGUUUGUUUGUUUAUUUUUUGUUUUGUAAAGGAGAUGGAAUGACAAAACAGAAUGUUUAAAAUCUAGUUUUCAUUGAGCUGCCUGUUUCUGUCAGAUUUUUUUUUUGCUUUAAAAAUAUCCAUCAGCCAGUGGAAUUGCCUUUUGAGUUUAAACAGUUUUAAUAUAUUUGUGGAAAAAAGUAUUGUAAUGUUUACUUUAUAAGAACUACAAAACAAAGUACUUCAAAUAAAGGCUGUCUCUUUAAAGAAAGCCCCAUACAUCUAUGCCACUCGUUCUGUAUAUUAAAGUGCUCUUGAAAUUUUC
This is a messenger RNA of Cuculus canorus (common cuckoo), 1654 nucleotides long. RefSeq names its product hypoxanthine phosphoribosyltransferase 1 (gene HPRT1). Gene Ontology annotation, molecular function: magnesium ion binding; hypoxanthine phosphoribosyltransferase activity. Bases 102 to 758 code for a protein of 218 amino acids. Gene Ontology annotation, biological process: hypoxanthine metabolic process; GMP salvage; IMP salvage. The transcript has 9 exons. Lineage: Eukaryota; Metazoa; Chordata; Aves; Cuculiformes; Cuculidae. The record is from RefSeq and is a predicted model, not a curated record.